AUUGAUCUCUACUAGAUGACCAGGACGCAAAAAAGACCAAGACCUCAGCCCGACCCGAAAUUUCUCCACGAAGCAAGUAGACAAAAACCUCAGCAGAUCACGUCCAACGAACGAAGGGAGCAAGAGGAUUCCCUCGGUCUCGGUCGUUGGAUGUCUCCUUUGGCUGCUCCUCCUCACUCGCCAAUCAUAUCAGUCCCAGCCCCAACUCACCACUGCGCCAUCACCCUUUUCACCUCCAUCUAUCCUCCUUUUUCAGCAGCAGCAUCACCCGCUACUUGGACCGCACAUCGGUCCCUCCCGCUGCCUCUGUCGGUCCGCUGUUGCCGCCGCUCGUCUCCUUCCGAUAUGGAGGGAGCUUCAGGACCUAGUUUGUUUCCUUUGCAUCGCUGCAAGACUCUUCAUCUGGUUAGGCAUGGACAGGGGAUUCACAAUGUAGAGGGAGAUAAGAACUACAAAGCUUACAUGAACCCAGAUUAUUUUGAUGCACAACUCACUCCAUUAGGUUGGCAGCAGGUCGAUAAUCUGAGGAAGCAUGUUCAGGCAUGUGGACUUUCCAAGAAGAUUGAUUUAGUCAUAACAUCUCCUUUGCUGAGGACUCUUCAAACAGCUGUUGGAGUAUUUGGUGGCGAAGCCUACACAGAUAGGUUGGAUGUACUACCACUAAUGGUUGCAAAUGCAGGAAAUAGUGCUCAUGCUGCUAUUUCGAGUGUAGACUCUCCACCAGUUGUAGCAGUAGAACUUUGUCGAGAACAUUUGGGAGUUCAUCCUUGUGAUAAGAGAAGAUGUAUUACUGAUUACCAAUUUCUUUUUCCAGGAGUUGAUUUCUCACUGAUCGAGAGUGAUGAGGAUGUAUUGUGGAAGGCUGAUGUUAGAGAGACAAAACAAGAACUUGCAGAUAGGGGACUGAAAUUCCUAAACUGGUUGUGGACACGGAAAGAAAAGGAGAUAGCAGUUGUUACACAUAGUGGUUUCUUGUUUCACACAUUAGCUUCUUUUGGAGGAGAUUGUCACCCUUUGGUGAAAACUGAAAUAUGUAGACACUUUGCGAACUGUGAACUCCGGUCAAUGGUUAUCGUGGACAAAAGUAAUCUUGGAUCCGAUCCCUCUGCCACGAAUUUUCCUGGAAAGAUUCCUCAUGGACCUGACCACCCUAGUGACAUUACAGAAAACAAUGUGGAAGGAAAGAGUUCCAAGAAUGAACAACCCUAAACCUGUUUCACAAAUGAUCAACUAUUCUUCAGCCGCUGCAAGCUAUAGUGCAGAAAUUGUGUUCUUGUGGGUGAAUGUCAACUUGCAGAAGCCAUUGUUCCUCAAUCCCUGCAUCUGGAUAUGCAAAACCCGUCCUUUAAUACAUAAACAAAUGGAUGUUCUGUACUGUAUGAUCUCUUGUUCCACUCUUGGUAAUUGCAAAUCCUUUUCUAAGCUUUGCAGAAUGGACUGUAGCAUUUAGCCUCGAGUGCUUCUUAGAACAAGUAGAACUGGUGCAGGAACAUGAAUACUUGUCACUCCAUAUCGAAUGGCAGGUUUUUACUUCUGAUGGGGCCUUUC
Messenger RNA from Eucalyptus grandis, 1548 nucleotides. Its product is annotated as phosphoglycerate mutase-like protein 1. The record is from RefSeq and is a predicted model, not a curated record. The transcript is spliced from 10 exons. Gene Ontology annotation, cellular component: cytoplasm. Gene Ontology annotation, molecular function: phosphatase activity. Bases 16 to 1209 code for a protein of 397 amino acids. NCBI's taxonomy places the organism in Eukaryota, Viridiplantae, Streptophyta, Magnoliopsida, Myrtales, Myrtaceae.